This is a messenger RNA of Arachis duranensis, 1646 nucleotides long. Its product is annotated as UDP-glycosyltransferase 76F1. The transcript is spliced from 2 exons. Lineage: Eukaryota; Viridiplantae; Streptophyta; Magnoliopsida; Fabales; Fabaceae. Gene Ontology annotation, molecular function: UDP-glycosyltransferase activity. The coding region runs from base 151 to 1404 and encodes 417 amino acids. The record is from RefSeq and is a predicted model, not a curated record.
UCGAGUUCCCCUUCUCCUAUAACGUGAAGAAAUCCAAAUUUGCUUUUUGGUUGAACUCCACACAGCAAUGGUCAACGUCGCUGACUUAUCUGCAUCUGCUCACAAAUAAAACGACAGCGGUCGCUCACCACAAUUGCAGUGUACUCGAAAAUGGAGAAACAAAAAGGGCGCAGAUUGUUGCUGAUGCCAUCACCGUUACAGGGCCACGUCACCCCAAUGCUCCAGCUGGCACACACUCUCCACUCUAACGGUUUUUCCAUAACCGUCAUCUACACUUCUUCCUUCACGCCUCCCCACCUCUCUUCUUCCUACCCUAACUUCACCUUCCUCUCCAUCUCCGACGCCUUGUCGGAACUCGAAGCCUCUACCUCCGCCUCCGAUCCCGUGCACCUCACGCGCCUCCUCAACGUACGCUGCGUUGAGCCGUUGAAACAGUGCUUGGUCACCUUGUUGAAGAACGAUGAUCGUGUUGCUUGCUUCAUCUCUGAUGCGGCGCUUCAUUUCACUCAAUCUGUUUGCGAUGGGUUUAAGCUUCCCAGACUUGUUCUUAGGACUGGUGGCGCUUCUUCCUUUCUUGUCUUCGCUUCUUUCCCUCUCCUUAGAGAAAAAGGUUACCUCCCUGUUCAAGAAUCUCGGCUGGAGGAACCUGUGGUGGAGCUUCCACCACUUAAGGUGAAAGACCUUCCAAAGAUCGAGACCCGUGAUCCUGAGGCCUUCUAUGAAUUUGUUGUUCAAUUUGUCGAGGAAUGCAAGGCUUCUUCUGGGGUGAUUUGGAACUCCUUUGAAGAGUUGGAAUCAUCUGCACUGGCAAAACUGCGCCAACUAUUUUCGAUACCGAUAUACCCUAUAGGCCCUUUCCACAAGCACUUCCCUGAAGGCUCAACUUCUUCUAGCUUAUUGACCCCGGACACAAGCUGCAUCUCUUGGUUAGACACACAAGAACAUAACAGUGUUGUUUAUGUGAGUUUUGGAAGCAUUGCAUCAAUAACUAAGGCCGAGUUUCUAGAGAUAGCUUGGGGGCUAGCCAACAGCAUGCAGCCAUUCUUGUGGGUGGUUCGCCCUGGGUUGAUCCGUGGUUCAGAGUGGCUCGAACCAUUGCCCAGCAGGUUCAUGGAGAAUUUGGGUGGAAGAGGGUACAUUGUGAAAUGGGCUCCUCAAGAACAAGUGCUGGCACAUGUAGCUGUGGGGGCAUUUUGGACUCAUAAUGGUUGGAACUCAACUUUGGAGAGCAUUUGUGAAGGGGUCCCUAUGAUUUGUUCACCAUGCUUUGCAGACCAAAAGGUAAAUGCUAAAUAUGUGAGUGAUGUUUGGAGGGUUGGUGUGAAAUUAGAGAAUAAGCUUGACAGAGAGGAGAUAGAGAAGACCAUUAGAAAAGUAAUGGGGCUCUUCUUAUUCUUCCCUUGAUGGUUUGGUUACUGACAUCUUGUCUUUGAAAUCAUCCACUUCUGAAGUUCAUUGAUCUCUCUACAAAAUUCAGGUCUCAGUUAACAUUCAAAUACUUGUACUUCCAAAAGGUUACGUUUAUAACGUAUGAAUCAACAAAAUGUAAUAUUUUUAUUAGGAGGGAAUAUGAGUUUGCAUUGAAUUUCUGUUGGAUUAAUCGUCUAUGUAUCACAUUCAUAUGGCGAACUAUGCUAAUUGAUAAG